GGGCUGCGCUGGGGCCCGGGCCGGGGUUCGAGCGCCCGGGAAGGAAGAAGGAGAUGGCUCUUGGCCCGCUAUCCUCCCCUUCUCCGCCCGGCCUUUGGUAAGAAGGGAGAACGGAGCUUUUCGGGGAUUGGAUGCGAACAGCUACGAAGCAAACCCUGCCGGGUUUGGUCCCCGGCAAGGAUGAACUUGAACUCGGGGCCCAGGACGGAACUGGCGCCGUUUGUUUGCUGACGGCAGUGAACUUGGCCAUGAUAUGGAAGUAAUGAAGCCUUUGAUAGAUGAACAAAAUUUAGAUGGUACAUCUGAUGAAGAGCAUGAACAUGAGCUAUUGCCUGUUCAAAAACAUUACCAAAUUGACAGUCAAGAUGGCAUUUCAUUUAUGCAAACCCUUAUGCACCUACUUAAAGGAAAUAUUGGAACUGGCCUUCUAGGACUCCCUCUGGCAAUAAAAAAUGCUGGCAUUGUGCUUGGACCAAUCAGUCUUGUGUUUAUAGGAAUUAUAUCUGUUCACUGUAUGCGCAUGUUGGUACGUUGCAGUCACUUUCUCUGUCAGAGGUUUAAAAAAUCUUCAUUAGGGUAUAGUGACACUGUUUGUUUUGCUAUGGAAGUAAGUCCUUGGAAUUGCAUCCAAAAAAAAUCUUCUUUGGGAGGGAAUAUUGUGGACAUUUUUCUAGUGAUAACACAGCUGGGGUUCUGCAGUGCUUACAUUGUCUUCUUAGCUGAGAAUGUGAAGCAAAUUCAUGAAGGAAUUUCAGCAAAAAUGUUCUCUCUGAAUGGUACUGGUGAAGCAACUCUGUAUGAGAGAAGAAGUAUAGACCUGAGGAUGUAUAUGCUUUGCUUUCUCCCAUUUAUAUUUCUUUUGGUCCUUGUUCGUGAACUUAAGAGCUUGUCCGUACUUUCACUCCUUGCCAAUCUUUCCAUGGCAAUCAGUCUUAUAAUAAUCUACCAAUAUGUUAUUAGAGAUAUACCAGAUCCCCGGAAUCUUCCAGCCGUGGCUGGUUGGAAGAAAUAUCCACUCUUUUUUGGUACAGCUGUAUUUGCUUUUGAAGGCAUUGGAGUGGUCCUUCCAUUGGAAAAUCAAAUGAAAGAAACAAAACGCUUCCCAGAAGCAUUGAACAUUGGCAUGGGGAUUGUUACAACUCUAUAUAUAACAUUAGCCACUCUUGGAUAUAUGCGCUUUCAAGAUGAAAUCAAAGGCAGCAUAACUUUAAAUCUUCCUCAAGAUGAAUGGUUGUAUCAAUCAGUGAAAAUUCUGUAUUCCUUUGGGAUUUUUGUGACUUACUCAAUUCAGUUCUACGUUCCAGCAGAAAUAAUCAUUCCAGGAAUCACAUCCAAAUUUCAAAAUAAAUCGAAGCUAAUUUGUGAUCUUAUUAUUAGGACUUUCUUGGUAUUUAUUACCUGUCUUGUAGCAAUCCUGAUUCCUCGUUUGGAUAUAGUGAUUUCACUUGUUGGAGCUGUGAGCAGUAGUACAUUGGCACUCAUUCUGCCACCUUUAGUUGAAAUUCUUAUAUUUUACAAGGAAAGUUUCAGCCUGUGGAUGAUUCUCAAAGAUAUCUUAAUAUUAUUCAUUGGAAUUGCUGGUUUCUUAGUAGGUACAUAUGUAUCUAUUGAAGAAAUUAUUUAUCCUGCUACCACAUUAUUGCCUAAUGCUACACAAGGUCCAGCUGUAAGUCUCAAUUCAACCUAUGUGGCAUCUGGUUUCAAGUAGUGGUGAUAGGAUUGCAAAUUUUCUACUCUUUGCUUAACUGUGAAAAUGUAGUAUAAGAUGAAAACUAGGAGAACUUAUUUUUAAAACACUUUUUUUUACAUUUUUUCCAAUAUUAUUCUUAUUGUAACAAGUGGCCAUUCUUUAUUAGUAAUAGUCUUUUUAAAUUAUUUACCUUAGUGAAACCAUGCCAUUCAGUUUCAACAAUUUCAAAGAAAAUCAAAAGGUUACAGUUUACUUUACCUUUUAGUCUUUUUUUUUUUUGUUUUACCCUACCUCAUCCAGGAGACUUUCAAGCCAGAUUUUUUUUUCUAUUUAGGAGAUAGGCCAUUCCAUUCUUGGCUAUUAUUCUGUCAGUGGGAACAAUAAGACUUUAAUAAUAAAUACCUUAAAAAUCAACCAAGAAGAAAUAAACAUCUUCCCCAAACUAUGAGAGUGUAUAUUAGUGCAUACAUUGUAAAGAAUGUAAAAGAUUGUGAUUUUAUUGUUUACCAUUAAUCAGCUUUACAAAAGCAAACUAUUGGUUCAAACAGAAGCAAUUAAAAAUUGUAUGUUGUAUGUUAUACAUAUAUCUAUACACAUAUUAUGUAGAUAGAUAUAUGCAUACAUGUAUAUAAUUUCUUUUAUAGUUCUUUACAAUUAUUAUUGAUAAUAAUAAUGAUGACUUAUAAAAUCCUGAAAUGCCUUCUGAAUUAUCAAAGUCAUUAUUAAUCAGUAAUAAUAAUGUAAGUGGAUCAUUGGAGUAAAAAUUAUAUUUAUUUUAAUAUAUUUUUAAAUUUUUCAGUUAACCUGAAUAUUCAGUUAAUAAUAAUAUUCUCAUAUCAACUAUGCCAAAUAAAAGGUUAUUGUACCUUCAGAUGAAAGCUGUCUUUUUCCCUGUGUGUGCAGGAAGACAACAGAGAUGAGGGCAUGUAACCCCAUCUACUUCUCCUUGAUUUAUUUUUUUCUAAGUAUGGGUUGGCGUUUACUGGAGAGAAUCUCAAGGUGGUUUGAAAGGUCUAAAUUUUGAUAAGUCAGAGAGUGAUUGAGGGGAAUAAUCCAGACCUUUAUUGAUUCUUCAUUUGUCAGACCCAUUUGGCAGUGUGAUUGCUGAGUAAUACAAUUUAAUUGUAGUCACAUACUUCUGUCAGCUUCUCUGUCCUUUUUUCCUCUCUGGAGCCUGCAGCUGCUUCCUCAUGUCUUCUCUUGUACCUAGGAACUUCUCUAUGCUUCCUCUGCCCCUCUCAGGGAGUCUUAAGACAGUUUGCAGAGUCUGAGGCUAGCCCUCCCUUAUUCAUUACAGCUGACUCCUCUGGUAGUAAGCAACUGAUAGGACUUCCAGUGUCCCUGUACUUUUCCAAACCUUUACCUAGCUGGAUCCCAAGCUUUCAUUGACUAGAAUAUGUAAAACAAACUAAUCACAAAAGGAUUUAUUCUUGCUAAAAUAGUUAUUUAUGAGGAAGUAAAGGAUGAAAUCAUAAAUCUUUUUUGAACCUUAUGAGAUAGAGAAAAAAUUCUUUCCCCUGCUUGAUAAGCCUUGAUUAUUAAAAACAUUUUUUAAAAUCUUUCAAUUUACAUAGAAGAUGAAAAUUAAAGGAUGAAAUAUGAUUACAGAGUAUGAAAAAUGCAAUUGUACUCUUGGUUUGUAUGGUUCUUGAUUUAAAAGGUUUUAUACUUUUUGUCACAGUAGCAAAUAUUCUGUGAUAGAAUAGCAUUAUUUAAAGAGAGCUAUCAAGAUCACAAUAAUGAUGCAUUUCUUCCAUCUUGAUUUAUUUUUUGCAAAUUUGCCUUAGCUUAAGGACUGUUUGCUCAUAUCAUUAGCCUCAUUAAGUGCAAACUACAUGCAUCAUAUUCUUUAUUUUGAUAACCAUUCAUGAGAGACUUUGUAUUUGUAGCUUUAUGAAGAUCAUCAGAUAGUAGUUUGCUGUGCUUUUAUUUAAUAUUGAGAGUAUUACAUUGAAUACUAAUCGUUUUAAAAUGAGAAUUUAAAGGCUAUCAAAAAUAAAACAAGAAACUUUAAUGAAAAGUAAAAUCUGUUAUUGUUAUGAAAAUACUAAUUUGUACAAAUAUUACUAUGUUACCAAAAACUACUACCUUUCAUCAAUUUUAAAUGUAAAUUAAUGCUAGGUAUUUAUUAUUUGCCUUCUGAAAAUAGAUUAUUCUAACACAGUUCUGUUUCCUUUUCAUUAAUAAGCAUUUAUUCCAUUCCUUGGGUAUUUUUCUGAUCUAGAAACAGAACUUCUGUAAUAAAUUAUUUUUAAUUUAGCACAUAGAGAAAUUAUACACGGUUUCAUCAGACACUCAUAUAAAAAGAGUUUUUGUCAAUUAAAUAUUACAUUAUGAAGUUCUUUAACUUACCCAGUGUUUUAAAUGUAAAGAUAACAGAACAAAAGCAAACAAAUAGGGAAUCUUAAGAGUAAGAAGGUAACUUGACUUUUUAGCAAGAAAUGUCUUUGUCCAAUAAAGAAAUAAUAUACCAAUGCAUUACUUAUUAUAGAUGGAUGAUAAGACAGAAUGUUAUAGGCAGUAGAGGAGCUAGUCUUAAAGUCAGGAAGAUCUGGGUUCAAGUUUGACUUUGAUACAAAGUAUAUGAUCCUAGGCAACUCGUUUAACUUCUCAAUGCCCUUGACUACUCUUUCAAACUCAUUAAGUUUCAAAGAAAUUGCUGUUGAGCAUUGAUAAAUGCAGUUUCCUCCUUUUGGGUUCCCUACACUACAGUAAUGAACUCACAGGUCUGGCAAAAGAAAAGGGGGUGGGGGUGGGCAGAGAUGUUUGUAACAAAGAUGUAUUCUUUACAAUGGAAUUUGCUGGAGAGUGCUGUUAGGUUUUUCUGUGAAAAAUUCAGUUUUGGUGAUAAAGACUUUCUAGAUAAAAUUUUUCUGUGAAGAUUUCUCUUGCUUGUUGAUUAUUCACUACUGCUUUUACACUGGCUGUGAGAGUAUGAAUGAAUUUAUAUGCCAAAUGUAUAUGUUGUCUCCUGUAUAUCACAUUUUGGGUUAAAGAUUUUUUUUGGUUUUCUGUGUGUCAUGUUGAAUUCAUGUUCUGCUGAAGUGCCAUAUUCUGUCAUGUGGGAAACUUGGACUGCCACCAAAAUUAAAUCAUUUAGCCUUUGGGCAGCAGAGAGUAUAGGAGCAGGAUGGGGAGGGUGCUGUCAGAAAUCUGAAAUAAUAAAGAAGACAGCCCAGUUCCUAUUCCUGACAUUUACUGGAUGUGUGAUUUAGGGCAAGUCACUUUACUCUCAAAUUCCAACUUCCUAAGAAGGAAAAUUAUGGGAUUGGAUCUGAGAAUCUUUAAGAUUUUCUCCAGAUUGUGAUUCAGUCUCUUAAGAGUAUUUUCUCAUUCCAGAUAAGUGAUAAUUCAUAUGGGUAUUCAGGUUUGGGGAAUUUAAGAAACAGAAAAAGUGUCACACUGACUUGAUUUACCUACACUGUUUACUGAUAAUAUUACAAAACAGCUUGGUAUAGAAAAGUUACAAGAUCUGUAUGUCUUCUGUUUUAAUUCUUGAUUUCCCCAAAUGAAGUCAGACAUCUAGGUGGCUAAGUAACAGGUAAUAAACAGUGCUCAAGAAUCUGUCUAACCCAGAAAAAACCAAAAGCUCCCAAACAUCUGCGGGCAACCUAGAACAAAGGGGACUUGCAGGAUUAGGGUGAGGAAACUGUGGCUGCCUUUGAAUACUCCCUUCAUAAGGGGUCAAACAAGCUUAAAAUCCAGGGAUGGUAUAGUUCUUUUGGAGUCAGGACCUAUGCUUAGUUGUGCAUUAGUCAGUCCAUGUGGCUGUAUCUCCUUCUUCCUUCUGGAAGAAAGAGCUAACCUGACUACACAUUCAUAUUGGUAUCACUGAUUUCCAAAUUGGGCCUUCUAGAGAAUUGUAUUUAAUUUAAAACUGGUUCUCAAAUGGUUUGGUCAGAGACUUUCUCUUUUCUUCCUGUAUUCUUUAACAGUCCUGUUCUCUGAAGGGGUUAAAGAAAAAAGUUAACCAGAAUUCUACAUUAUUAAAAUUAUGGUAAUUAGGGUUAUUAUGGCUUGGCAUCAAUUUGGGCUGAUGAUCACAUCCAAGUAUUAGCAAAUUCAUUUCUUGGCGUCGUCUUUUCAAUUCUUUCUUCAUGGAAGUCUUAAUUUUUGCUAGAGACAUUGUUUCUAUGGAUAUUGUACUUAAAUUUUCUAAGUCUGUGAGACUUGUACAAAUUGUAGCAGGGGCUUACCCUUACUCAAUAUUCUCAAGCAUAGGUUAUUUUCUAAAGUAAUAAAUUAUUGUACCUCAUAAUAAACUCCAAAUAGAAUUUUAAUUUGUGAAUUUGGAAAAUUCCAUUUGUCAACAGCCCAUUAGGUCCCAUGUAGUAGUUUUUUCUUUCUUUUGAUCACUUAGAAAAGAGAACAGUAAUGGAGAAAGCUUGUACAGUAAAUAAAAUAACAAAUAUAUUAUCAUAAAUGAUAAAUUAGCAUAGUCAUGCAUAUACUGGAUCAACAAAUGCUAACUAUUGAAAAACUGAGGUGGAUAAGUAAAGACCAGAGAAGAGAACAUAGAAUAAAAGAUGUUGAACUGUCUAGCUCCUAUCUCCAUGAUUCCUUUGGAACUUCCUACAUUGCAGUUUGAGAAACACUUUUUAAAAGUUUCUAACAUGAUAGUGAUGAGUAUGCGGAAGUUUUAGCAUCAUAAUUAUUAUCUUGUGACAGAACAUGUUGCCACCGAGUUUCUUCCAAGUCACUCUGAAAAUAAAUGUAUGAGUAUAUUUGGCCUCCUUAUGAGGUCAAAAGAAAAAUAAGCCAAAGAAAUGAUAAGGAAUAUAUUCCAAACCCCUCUGAAAAUGAAAGGACAGCUCAUUAUGAUUUUUAGGAGAGACCCUACCAAUAUUAGUCCGUUUCUGUGCACUCUGUAUACUAUAUGGAUUUUAACUUAUUAUUUUAGUUGAGAAUUAUAAACCUUCAUUACUAAUGACCAAAAAAUUGUGUUGGCACUUUCUUUAAUAAAAAGUGGGAAAAUGCAGCUUUACCAAGUUUUAAGAAAAUUAAUCUCAAAUUGAGAAUUUUUUAUGGUUCUAAAUCAAAUCAUGUCUCUGAAGCCCUUACAUUUUUAUUCUUAGUCAGUGGUCGAAUGUGAAAGAAGAGAAUUUGUGUGUUCUGUAACUUAAGUUUUUGGAAUUUCAAUAAAGAUAACAUCAUUA
Messenger RNA from Sarcophilus harrisii (Tasmanian devil), 6846 nucleotides. RefSeq names its product solute carrier family 36 member 4 (gene SLC36A4). Bases 254 to 1708 code for a protein of 484 amino acids. Gene Ontology annotation, molecular function: L-alanine transmembrane transporter activity; L-proline transmembrane transporter activity. Lineage: Eukaryota; Metazoa; Chordata; Mammalia; Dasyuromorphia; Dasyuridae. Gene Ontology annotation, biological process: amino acid transmembrane transport; L-alanine transport. The transcript has 11 exons. Gene Ontology annotation, cellular component: vacuolar membrane. The record is from RefSeq and is a predicted model, not a curated record.